Messenger RNA from Macadamia integrifolia, 516 nucleotides. RefSeq names its product ctenidin-3-like. The coding region runs from base 1 to 516 and encodes 171 amino acids. NCBI's taxonomy places the organism in Eukaryota, Viridiplantae, Streptophyta, Magnoliopsida, Proteales, Proteaceae. The record is from RefSeq and is a predicted model, not a curated record. The transcript has 3 exons.
AUGACAAAGUAUUGGAUGAUGCCUUCUCGGAUGAAGGAAAAGGAACAAUUGAAGAAGAAGCCACCAAUGAAUGGCAACUGUACUUUGAUGGGGAAUCCAAUCAAAAGGGAUGUGGUGCGGGAAUACUUUUGUAGUAGUGGUGGUGGUAGCAAAAGUGGUGGUGGUGGUCAUGGUGGCAACGCAGGUGGGGGCAGAGGUGGUGGUUGUGGUUGUGGUGGAGAUGGUGGUGGUGUGGAUGUGAUGGGAGGUAGUGGUGAUGGGGGUUGUAGAGGUUUUUAUGGUGGCGACUUUGGCAAUGCAAGUGGUGGUGCUAUUAAUGAGGGUGGUGGCAAUGGAAGUGGUGGUGGUGGUGGUGGCAGUGGAGGUGGAGGCAUAGGUGGUGUGGAGGUGAUGGCAGCGGUAGUGGUGGUGGGAGUCAUGGUGGUGGCUAUGGUGAUGGAAAUUGUGGUAGUAGUGGUGGCAGAGGUAGUGGUGGCGGUGGUGGUGGUUGUGAUUGUGGUGGCGAUGGCAGUAUAG